Leptosia nina is the source of this 744-nucleotide messenger RNA. Lineage: Eukaryota; Metazoa; Arthropoda; Insecta; Lepidoptera; Pieridae. The record is from the annotation of a GenBank genome assembly.
AUGUCUAAAAAUGCGAAACAUAAAAUAAAAUCAGACAAGCGCGGAUCGGACUCUCUCAUAAGAGGGUUCCUUAAUAGUAAUGACAAGUCGCCCGCAGCGCCAGCCAUUUCUCUGAAGCAGUACGUAGAAUGUGCCUCGAUGUUUAAGCGGGGAAAGUCACGGUACAUACGAGUGAUCCUAAAGGUGGGCUCGUGGAAGCGAGUGCCCAUGAAGUUGUUCAAGUGGAGCAGGAAGAUGCCGUCCACUAAGCAGUACGACCUGGUCACCAACGACGAGUAUGACACCAAGAUUUCUUUGCAUCCAGAUGAAGCGUUCGAGUAUGGGAUCACUUUUCAUGCCAAGUACAUCGGCACGAUGGACGUCCCUCGACCGACCAGCCGAGUCGAGAUUGUGGCUGCGAUGCGUCGAGUUCGAUACGAAUUUAAAGCGCGUGGUGUGAAGAAACGCAAAGUGACCGUCGACGUGUCCACUGAAGGUGUACGUGUUAAAACACGUACCAAAAAGACCAAAGGAAAGAGCCCAUCAUCAAAGCUCUUCGGGCGCAAAAGAACAACGUGCGAGGAAGCCAUAGAACUCAUGCACCACCCAAUAUACCGCAUAUUCUACGUUUCCCACGACAGCUCCGACCUGAAGAUCUUCUCUUACAUCGCUAGAGAUGGCGCCACUAACGUAUUCAAGUGUAGUGUCUUUAAAAGCAGCCGUAAGGUAAGACGUCGCACACAAGACAUCAUAUUUUAUUCUUAA